CCACCACCAAUACCUAACUGAGGACUUUGGGAGCACUUGAAUUAUUCCAAGUACCUAUCUUACCUUUUCCGCGUUUGGUUUGGAAUUUAAUUCUUCUUUUACGUCUUGCAAAGAAGAAUCUGGUCGUCUUUUUAGUGUCUGGAAUUUCAAUUCAAUUGACGUCCGUUAUCAUAAUUCCGUGUUUCUUUGCAUAGGAGUAUAUCCUUUAUAGAUUCGUUUUUCUUUUUUUCUAUAGAAAAAAUUGUACCGUGUAGAGGGUUAGAUUUCGCGUUUUCUGACUCAACAUUGUUUCGUGUAUUUCCUAAGAUACCAUUUUCAAUCGUUAUCCACCAAUUUUUGUGUGGUAGAAUCAUCUCCUAGCCGUCUUUUUCGUUUUUGUGUAUUCAGUAUGGCUAUCUCUUUAUUACCUCUCGUAUUGUCCGGAAUUUUGGCCUGGUAUGUGGGUUACAUCCUAAACCAAAUUACCAACCGUAAUCCCAAGCGCCCUCCUAUUGUUUUCCAUUGGGUACCAUUCUUUGGUUCUGCUAUCCCUUAUGGUAUUGAUCCUUAUGCCUUUUUCCACGAAUGCCGCGAGAAAUAUGGUGAUGUUUUUACCUUUGUCUGCAUGGGAAGAAAAAUGACUGCUUAUCUUGGUGUUAAGGGUAACGAUUUCCUUUUCAACGGUAAACUCGCUGACUUGAGCGCCGAAGAGGCUUAUUCUCAUUUAACCACUCCUGUGUUUGGCAAGGACGUCGUUUAUGAUGUACCCAACCAUGUUCUUAUGGAACACAAAAAGUUUAUUAAAUCCGGUCUUGGUUUUCCUCAAUUCCGUUCCUAUGUGCCUCUUAUUCUUAACGAAAUGGACGCCUUCCUUAACACUUCUCCCGAAUUUGGUCCUGGCAAGGAAGGUAUCGCUGAUUUGCUUAAAACUAUGCCCGUUAUGACUAUUUUCACUGCUUCUCGUACUUUGCAAGGUGCCGAAGUUCGCGAAGGCUUCGACGCUGGUUUUGCCGAUUUGUACCAUGAUCUCGAUCAGGGUUUUAGUCCUAUCAAUUUUGUCUUCCCCUGGCUUCCUCUCCCUAGAAACAGACGCCGUGACAGAGCUCACAACAUUAUGCAACAAACUUAUCUCAACAUUAUCAAGCAACGUCGUUCAAGCCCCGAAAACCCUGGAAGCGAUAUGAUUUGGACAUUAAUGAAUUCCAAGUACAGAGAUGGUCGUAAUCUAAAGGAACACGAGAUUGCAGGUAUUAUGAUUGCCCUCCUCAUGGCUGGUCAACAUACUUCUGCUGCUACAAUUAUGUGGGCCCUCACUUUACUCGGUAGCAAGCCUGAAGUUAUUGAGAUGCUUUAUGAGGAACAAAAGCGCGUCUUGGGUGAAGGUGAAAACUUCCAUGUUGACUUUGACAAGUAUAAAGACUUGCCUUUGUUGAACUAUGUUAUCCGUGAAACUCUCCGUCUUCAUCCUCCAAUCCACAGUAUCAUGCGUAAGGUGAAACGCGAUUUGCCUGUUCCUGAUUCUAAGAUGGUCAUUCCCGCUGGUUCCCAUUUGCUUGCUGCUCCUGGAUAUUCUGCUACUCAUGAGGAUUUCUUUACUCAUGCUAAGGAAUUCUGCCCUGAACGCUGGGGCGAACGUCCUGAUGACGAAGAAAAUGCUGAACAGAUUGAUUACGGAUAUGGUCUUGUUAGCAAAGGUGGCUCUUCUCCAUAUCUUCCAUUUGGCGCUGGUCGUCAUCGUUGCAUCGGUGAGCAAUUUGCCUACAUGCAUUUAACUACUAUUAUUUGCAAAUUUGUUCAUGACUACACGUGGACAACUGUUGGUAAGGUUCCCGAUGUGGACUAUUCUUCCAUGGUUGCCCUCCCCUUAGCCCCCGUUAAGAUUGCCUGGAAGCGUCGUGAUUAGAUUUUGUGCAUUUGCUUUAUCACCGAAAAAAUGUCCUAAACUCUGAGUAUUUUAGUUUUUUGCUGUUUAGGAUGUUGAUGAUGUUUCUUUGUGUUGAACAAAAUUAUCUUAUUGAUGAAGUUUACUACUAUGGAUGGAUGCAAUGUAUCUUGAAUCACUCACAUUUUUUAGUGUAAAAGAAGCAAAGAGUUGUUUAUGCAAUCUGUUAACCGUUAACCUUAGAUCGACUUUCUUUACAUAGAAUAGAACCUUUAUAACCUGUAAGUUAUAUUUAAUCAGAUUUGAAAUAAUCAAAGAGUGUUUUCAGGAUAA
Messenger RNA from Schizosaccharomyces octosporus yFS286, 2194 nucleotides. Its product is annotated as sterol 14-demethylase. Gene Ontology annotation, biological process: ergosterol biosynthetic process. The record is from RefSeq and is a predicted model, not a curated record. The transcript has a single exon. Bases 389 to 1882 code for a protein of 497 amino acids. Lineage: Eukaryota; Fungi; Ascomycota; Schizosaccharomycetes; Schizosaccharomycetales; Schizosaccharomycetaceae. Gene Ontology annotation, molecular function: monooxygenase activity; heme binding; iron ion binding.